AUAACCAUAACAUGUGCGUUCCAGCUGUUUUCCUCGAAGCGAGAAUUUGGUUCGGUUCUCGCUUGAUCAAAGUUAUAAAAGUGAAUCCUCACUGAGAGAUGAACAUUUUUAUACAUUGGAAUCGUAAAUUCGAACCUUAAACAUGCCUAUUAGUGAAAUAAUCUCUGGGUUGUCGGAUAACCCAUAUUUUGGCGCCGGCUUUGGACUUUUUGGUCUUGGUGCUGGCGCUGCACUUUUGCGAAGAGCAGCACAGGGUGCCUCCCUUCUUUUUAGGAGACACUACAUGAUUACCUUAGAGGUACCGUGCAAAGAUAAAAGUUACCAGUGGUUAUUGCAAUGGAUCACGCACAAAGGAGCAAGAAAAACUCAGCAUCUAAGCGUGGAAACAAGUUUCGAGCAGAAAGAAAGUGGUCACGUGAAAACCAAAUAUGAUUUUAUUCCUAGCAUUGGCCAGCAUCUCUUCAGAUAUAAAGGUACCUGGAUUGGAGUGGAGAGAACAAGAGAGCAGCAAACUUUGGAUUUGAGCAUGGGAGUUCCUUGGGAGACGGUCACCUUGACUAUGAUAGGAAGAAACAGGAAUAUCUUCUUCGGAAUUCUUGAAGAGGCUCGUCAAAUGGCUUUGCAGGAGCACGAAGGCAAAAUAAUUAUGUACACAGCGAUGGGAGCUGACUGGAGACAGUUUGGACACCCUAGGAGAAAGCGACCUAUCAGGUCUGUUGUAUUAGACGAAGGAGUCGCUGAACGAAUUGAAAAAGACGUCAAAGAGUUUAUCAACAAUCCCGGAUGGUAUAUUGACAGAGGGAUUCCUUAUCGCCGAGGAUAUCUUCUGCAUGGCCCACCUGGUUGCGGAAAAUCAUCCUACAUUUCUGCCUUGGCUGGAGAGUUGGAAAUGGCAGUUUGCGUUAUGAAUCUGAGCGAGCGAGGGCUUAGCGACGAUAGACUUGCUCAUUUGCUCGCAGUUGCUCCUGUGCAAAGUAUUUUAUUGUUGGAAGAUGUGGAUGCUGCAUUUGGCAGCAGAGAAGAGAGAGAACAGACAAAAGCUGCUUACGAAGGCUUGAAUCGUAUAACGUUCAGUGGAUUGCUGAAUUGCCUGGAUGGCGUUGCAUCUGCAGAGGCGAGGAUAUUAUUCAUGACUACCAAUUAUUUAGAAAGACUGGAUCCUGCCCUAAUUCGACCAGGGCGUGUAGAUGUAAAGGAGUAUGUUGGCUACUGCUCAGAAACCCAAGUUCAAAAAAUGUUUUUGAACUUCUAUCCUGGUGAAAAAAUGGACACUGCUUGUAAAUUUGCGCAGGAAGUUGCAGCUAAAUGUAAGCCGGUUAGCCCAGCGAUGCUUCAAGGCUAUUUUAUGUUUUACAAGAAUAGUCCUAUUGAUGUUAUAGCCAAUAUUGAAAAAAUUUGGACUAUGGUGUAACAGAAAAUAGAAAUAAAAUAAUACAAGUAGA
Neocloeon triangulifer is the source of this 1442-nucleotide messenger RNA. RefSeq names its product mitochondrial chaperone BCS1 (gene Bcs1). The transcript is spliced from 6 exons. The coding region runs from base 143 to 1411 and encodes 422 amino acids. The record is from RefSeq and is a predicted model, not a curated record. Gene Ontology annotation, biological process: protein insertion into mitochondrial inner membrane from matrix; mitochondrial respiratory chain complex III assembly. NCBI's taxonomy places the organism in Eukaryota, Metazoa, Arthropoda, Insecta, Ephemeroptera, Baetidae. Gene Ontology annotation, molecular function: ATP binding; ATP hydrolysis activity. Gene Ontology annotation, cellular component: mitochondrial inner membrane.